Molecule: messenger RNA, 2148 nt
Organism: Pseudozyma hubeiensis SY62
Lineage: Eukaryota; Fungi; Basidiomycota; Ustilaginomycetes; Ustilaginales; Ustilaginaceae
Exons: 1
Coding region: 1-2148 (715 amino acids)
Cellular component (GO): nucleus
Source: RefSeq, a predicted model, not a curated record
AUGUCGGGAGCUGCUUCCACCAACCCUGCUCUAAGCUUCAGCCCGGCCGGUCCUUCGAGCUUCCAAUCUCCUGACCCAUCCUCGAGCUCGGCGGGCUAUACAACCACUUCUGUCGGCGGCUUCCCUGCUAGCUUCGGUCGAGUCAAGCCCGAGACUUCGACAUACGGCUACGACGAACAAGCGCCGCGUUCUCAACAGCACGGCAACUACACGCACGACCUCGGCGGCGCCGGCACUUUGGCUCAGACCCAGGCUCUUGGCGGAUUUCACCCAACCACGUCGCAGCACUAUGCUGGACAGGGCCACUUUGGAGCACACGUACGACACCAAUCGCUCAACUCGGGCGUAAGUCAGCUUGCGCUUGGCGGUUCCAGCGAUGCCUACUCGUUUGGCGACGUCAACGCGAACCAAUACAACAACUACAACUUGGUCCCAGCUCAGAGGUCACCUUCUGGGCGUUCGUCGGGCCUUGUUUCCGAAACCUCGCCAACGCGAAGCCGCUUCGCUUCUGCCGGCUACAAUGACCCUCGCACCAUUGUCAAUCGACCACCGCCUCGGCCCGUCGGUCUGGGCGUCUCUUUGGCAUCCGGAAGCAGCGAUGAGUCGGCCCCCAAGAUCGAGAGUGGUUCACCCAGAUCGCUGAAGCGUUCGGCUGACCCGAUGGAGGAGCUCCGGGGCUCUUCCGACCACUCGCAGCUACGACGUCCCGCGUCGUUCCCUGUUCUGGGCACCGGCGCUGCCAACGUGUACGGUCGCCCGAUGGGUCAAGAUGCCCGAAGUGCACAGAGCGUUGGACGCCGCACUGGUCGCGGUGGAAUGGGCGUACCUGGUCAGCUGACGCCGGGUCGCUCAAACGUCGUGCUCCCUGGGCUCGGCGCUGGCUUCUACGAUGCCGAUGACCGUCGCGAGUCGCUCAACUCCAACACGACUCUGCAAUCACCGCUCAGCGGUCACAACGGAUCUGGGUCGUCCGACGAGCUGGGUUUGGGCGGUGGGCUCCCGCAGCUCAUGCGCGCCACGCAGAUUCAAGGAUCGAUCACACCGGCGCCCAUGGUAGUACCGAACGAUCCCAUGUACAGCCCACCCGGCGGCAGCGGCGGAGGUGCUCCGCGCGCCAAGCUCGAGCUGCACGGCAACCUCACCGAGAUGGCAGUGGGCUGGUCGCACGACGAAUGGCGCAGCGGCCGUCGACUGGUACAGUUCUGGAGGCGUCAGGAAGGCACGACGAUCCAUGCCACCUUCCGACCCAUCCUGCCUUCGCAGUACGUGCCCAACAGCAUCGUCAUCUCGUGCAUCUUCCGCGAGGACAAGAACGAGUGCUUUGUCACUUCGGUAGACACCAUCUACCUGCUCGAAGCGCUGGUCGCCAGCCGCUUCACGGUAGAGGAGAAGAACCGCAUCCGACGAAACCUGGAGGGUUUCCGUCCGAUCACGGUCAGCAAGAACAAGCGCGAAUGCGAACGUUUCUUCAAGCUGAUCAUGGGCUUCCCGAACCCGAAGCCACGCAACAUCGAAAAGGAUGUCAAGGUGUUCCCAUGGAAGGUGCUCGCCUCUGCGCUGUGCAAGAUCAUCGGCAAGUACAGCGCCUCGUACGACGGCGCUCCGCCGGUGCUCGCCGAUCUUGGGCCCGAUACUCAGUUUGGAGGCGCGAUGGGCGCAGGCCCCAUGUCGUCGGUGGACCUUUCGGGCGGUCACUACCGCGAUGCGAGCUAUCCAGGAGCUUCUCCGUCUGUCAAGGACACGCGUCUUCCCGACUCAUCGUCGUUCGACUAUGAUCGUUCCGCCAGCGCUGCAGGCAUGUACGGCGUACCGAACACCUAUGGUGGAAACGCGUGGAAUAUGGGCGGCCAGGGGAUGGCUUUCAGUGCUCCAGGUGGCACGGGCGGCUACACUGGCCCUACGGGCAACGUUGGGUUUGGCAGCGGGGGUGGCGGUGGAUCGCACAGUCACACGCACAGCGCGAGCAGCUACGAUGGCUUUGGCGCUGCAGGAAGCUUGGCAGCUGGUUCGGGCGGUGUCAAUCUGUACGGAGGACAGCAGACGGACGGCUAUGGAGCGACUGCAGCACCUCCAGCCCACAGUCAAGGACAAGGCACCAGCACGCUGGCUGCUGCAGCUGGCGACUACUACUCCUCCGAACGUCGGUGA